AUGUCACAGGAAUACAAACUCAAGGGGGUUGGCUCGCUCGCGCUGAAGCCCGGCGAGAAGCAGGAGGUGGAAGUCGAAGGGCUUGAGGCCAAGGUGCUGCUCCUUAACGCCGGCGGAACGGUGCAGGCGGUCGGGCCCAAGUCUUGCUUCAAUGCUAAGACCGGCGAUGUCGAAGAUGCUCCUGCUCUGAACGCUCUGCCUGUCUUCAAAGCGAUCGAGCGGGAUGGCGCCGUUUACAUCACUGGAGACGCCGAGACCAUCAAGCGAGGACAUCGCGCGCCCGAGUUCAAGGGAAGUGCCACUGGUGGCGACAAAACCCUGGUCGUGGGGGGCGGAUCUGGGGCACUGGGCACCAUUGAGGGAUUGCGUGGGGGUGGCUACCAAGGAAGUAUCACGCUCAUCUCCAACGAGGGCUAUCUACCCAUCGACAGACCGAAGCUCAGCAAGGCCCUCAUGACGGAUCUCGGAAAGUUACAGUGGAGGGACGAGGGUUGGUACAAGAGCCGUAGCGUGGACAUUGUCGACGAUGAAGUCAACGGGAUCGACUUCGCGGCCAAGACGGUUGCGACCAAGUCUGGAGCCAAGUUUGCUUAUAAUAAACUUGUGCUUUCAACGGGUGGGACGCCCAGGCAGCUGCCGCUGCCGGGGUUCAAGGACCUGGGCAACAUCUUCACGCUACGUAACGUCCACGACACGAAACGGAUUGUCGGCGCCAUCGGGGACAAAGGCAAGAAGAUUGUCGUUAUUGGGUCGUCCUUCAUUGGCAUGGAGAUCGCCGUGGCCACGUCUAAUGGCAAUGACGUGACGGUUGUGGGCAUGGAGAAGGCGCCGCUCGAACGGGUCCUCGGUGAGAGGGUAGGCAAUUUUAUCCGGAAAGGCGUCGAAGGGAAAGGCGUCAAGUUUUACAUGUCGGCGGGUGUCGAAAAGGCCGAACCAUCGGCGUCCGACCCUUCCAACGUCGGUUCGGUUCACCUAAAAGAUGGGACGACGCUCGAGGCCGACCUUGUGAUCUUGGGCGUUGGUGUCGCCCCCGCGACCGGAUAUCUCAAGGGCAACGACGCGGUCCAGCUUGAGCAAGACGGGAGCUUGAAGGUGAACGAGUCCUUCUCGGUGGUUGGGCUCGAGGACGUGUAUGCGAUUGGUGAUAUCGCGACACACCCUUACCGUGGCCCGGGAGGGGAGGGCAAGCCUGUGCGCAUCGAGCAUUGGAACGUUGCUCAGAACUCAGGCCGGGCUGCUGCGAGCCACAUCCUCCAACCAAACCACACGCCCGAGUUCUAUACGCCGGUGUUUUGGAGUGCCCUUGGAGCCCAGAUGCGGUACUGCGGCAACACCAUGGCCAGUGGCUGGGACGAUGUGGUGAUCCAGGGAGAUCCGGAGCAGGGGAAGUGGGUGGCGUACUACGCGAAGGGAGAGACUGUGGUGGCAAUGGCAAGCAUGGGCAUGGACCCAGCGAUGGCCCAGUGCGCGCAGCUCAUGUCACUCCACAGAAUGCCUACCAAGGCCCAGCUCCAGGGAGGCUUGGACAUCUUGAGUGUUGGGCCGCCGCAGUCGGCAGUUACGGUGGUGGCCCUGUUCAUUCCGCUUGGGCUCCUAUCUAUGUUGGUCAUCGCCAUUUAUCGUCUUACCUUUCAUCCGCUGGCUCAAGUGCCUGGGCCAAGAGCCGCCGCCGUCUCCAACAUCUGGCAGGCCCGCCAUGUGCGGGAUGGACGGGCUCGGGAGUUGGGAAAAACACUGCAUAAGAAAUACGGACCUGUGGUUCGCGUCGGCCCCAACGAGGUGUGGUUGAACUCCGGAGACGCGUUUAAGAAUAUCUAUAGUGCUGGGAGCGGCUACGAUAAAUCCGACUUCUACCUGGCCACGGCCCUAAACAAACCCAGAUUCGACUGGAGGCUCAACGCGCACUUCCCCGACACACUUGACUUCCUUUCCGAGUUUGAUGUCAAUCGGUACAGGUUGCAGAGGCGGCUCAGCGGGCCUUUAUACUUGGCAUCGAACAUGAGGAGAUUUGAUUCGGCCGUCGAGAACGUUACCAAAGCUGCGGUUGCCGAGUUGAAAGCCCUCAAGGGCGCCGAGGUCGACCUGAAAGAGUGGAUGCACAUCAUCGCCGUUGAGUGUCUCGGAGCCGUCGUGCUCUCAUGGUCACCCAAGUAUCUGCAAAACCGUUCGGACGGUGGCACCAGUACCCAGAGCUAUCUCGGUUGGAAACGAAAGAGCGUGUUCGGGUUGUUUCCAACUGUCACCAAGAUCUCUUUCAUUUCCAAAACCUUAAGCCGGGUCUUCUCUAACAUCUGGGGAGUGACAUUCAAGACACCGAAAAACUUUAGGCCUUUUUUCAUACCGGUGUACCGGAAAGCGUCGAAGAGAAUAGCAAAUGCACUUCGAAACGCCCCUCAGCGAGGCGCUGAAAAGGCAUCAGGCGAUGAUUUGCUUGAGGAUCUAAUCAACCUCCACAAGGAACGUCCCGCUUUCAAAGAAGCCUACUUGCGCCGCCUUGCCGUUACUAAUUUUGGUGCUGGCCAUGAAACAAUGUGCUCGGCACUUACCGCGGCCAUGGCCAUGAUUGGAACUCACCCCGAAGUUCUACGCAGAGUAGUUGAGGAAGUCCGCGACACAGCCAGCUCACCAGCUUACGACAAUACUAGUGCUCAUCUCCCAUACACACAGGCAAGUAUCAAGGAAGCCCAGCGCCUAUAUCCAGUCAUUGGAAUGUCACUUUCACGCAGGGUUCCACGAACCGGUUUGGUUCUUCAUGGCCACUUCUUCCCGCCCGGCACUACUGUUGGAUGCAACCCCGCCGCGUUGCAUAGGAAUACCGAUUUGUUCGGUAAUGACGCGGGCGAAUACAGACCGAGCAGGUGGUUACAAGACGAAAACCCCGACACGGUCCGCGCGAUGGAGAGGACAAAUUUAACCUGGGGAGGCGGGAUGCGGACCUGCCCCGGGAGGCAUCUCGCGGAACUAGUCCUGCACAAAGUCGUCCCCGCGUUGAUGAAGGAGUUCGACUUGGAGAUUACGGCUUUGCCGGAGGAAGAAGAAAUGCCGUGUUACUUUAUGGCGAUGAUAACGGGGGUCAAGGCAAGGUUCGUAGCUGUAGAGUAA
Chaetomium fimeti is the source of this 3102-nucleotide messenger RNA. Its product is annotated as cytochrome P450. The record is from RefSeq and is a predicted model, not a curated record. The transcript is spliced from 6 exons. Gene Ontology annotation, molecular function: oxidoreductase activity, acting on paired donors, with incorporation or reduction of molecular oxygen; heme binding; oxidoreductase activity, acting on NAD(P)H. Gene Ontology annotation, cellular component: cytoplasm. Bases 1 to 3102 code for a protein of 1033 amino acids. Lineage: Eukaryota; Fungi; Ascomycota; Sordariomycetes; Sordariales; Chaetomiaceae.